Theileria parva strain Muguga is the source of this 498-nucleotide messenger RNA. RefSeq names its product Utp14 family protein. Gene Ontology annotation, biological process: rRNA processing. NCBI's taxonomy places the organism in Eukaryota, Apicomplexa, Aconoidasida, Piroplasmida, Theileriidae. Gene Ontology annotation, cellular component: nucleolus; small-subunit processome. Bases 1 to 498 code for a protein of 165 amino acids. The transcript has 3 exons. The record is from RefSeq and is a predicted model, not a curated record.
AUGUUCAUUACAAGACCAGAUGAAGAGGAUUAUUUAGAAGACGAAGAGGAUGAAGAAGAGAAAAAGAAAGUAACUAAUAUGGCAGGUUGGGGUUCAUGGACUGGUCACGGUAUCAUUAAUACUGAUAAUAAAUCUAACGAUGUUGAGAAAAAGGAUGAGAUUAAGGUGAAAAAGAGAACUAAAGUUCAAAUAAAUACUAAAAAAGAUCCCAAACUAGCGAAAUACUACAUACACAAAGUAUGUUUUAUUCAGUUACAUACUCAUCAAAUAAUUUUGGAACAUCCUUAUACUAAUCGUCAUGAAUAUAAUUCUAAUAUGGAAAUACCGAUUGGGCCCGAAUGGAAUACUAUUAAUAUGCAUCAAAAACUCAUUAAACCCAAAAAAUUGGUAAAGAUUGGAUCUGUGAUAAUGCCAUUGGGAUUGGGUAAUAAACACAAACACCUGUUGAACACUUUCAGAAAAAAUAUUAUUAAAAACCGAACUCACGCGAGAUUAUAA